CGAGAGUCACGGAGAGAGAAGGGGGAGAGAGAGAGAGACAUUGUUUUUUUUAGAUGUCUUUAGCUAGCUUUGUUUCUUCUCACCUUUCUUGAGCCUACCUUCCUUCCUUCAAUCCUCAUCUUCUUCUUUUUCAAGUACUAGUAUAUUAUUUUGUGUCGUGUUAGAGGAGAGAGGAGAACAUCCACAAGGGUGCAGGACAGACAGAAGCCCUUUCCCACCCUUCCGUUCAGCUUUCGUCUAGGCCAAGUUGAUGACUUCAAAAUUCUAUCCAUCGCUCUGCUUUUGAGUCCAAGAGAUGCAGUUCCCGGAGAGCCAAGCUUAUCAUAUCCAUGGUUUGGGAAGUCCCCUUCUUGGUCCUCAAUAUUUUGUGAAUUAAUUGGCAAAUAUGCGACGUGUUCGAGUCUCAUCCCACCAGUCCCCAGUGCAGAAGCUAGGUGAUUCCCAGAUGAAACUAUCCCCCAAAUUUAGAUUGGCCAUCACCCCACCACCUUCCUCAUUUCCAUCAUCUUCUGCAUCAUCAGAAUUAGAGUCACCACAAAAAUUGGGGCCCCUCAUACCCGGCCUCCCUGAUGAUAUUGCGCUCAAUUGCCUCCUCCGGCUGCCUGUUGAGGCCCACUCGGCCGGCCGACUGGUCUGCCGGCGGUGGCAUCGCCUGCUGGCCAACAAGGAACGCUUCUUUAGCCAGAGGAAGGCCCUGGGCUUCCGCAACCCUUGGUUGUUCACUUUAGCCUUCCACAGAUGCACUGGGAAGAUCCAGUGGCAAGUCCUGGACCUGACUCACUUCUCUUGGCACACCAUUCCAGCCAUGCCCUGCAAGGACCGGGUCUGCCCUUGUGGAUUCGGGUGCAUCGCCAUUCCCCCGGAUGGCACCCUCCUUGUCUGUGGAGGUCUGGUCUCCGACAUGGACUGCCCUCUCCACCUGGUAUUGAAGUAUGAGAUGUAUAAGAACCGAUGGACCAUUAUGAGUAGGAUGCUCGCUGCCCGGUCGUUCUUUGCUGGCGGGGUGAUCGAUGGCAUGGUCUAUGUUGCUGGAGGUUACAGCAAGGACCAAUAUGAGCUAAAUUCAGCUGAGGUUCUUGAUCCCGUUAAGGGGAAUUGGCGGCCUGUUGCGAGCAUGAGAGCAAACAUGGUUGCCUAUGACUCUGCGGUGCUUAAUGGGAGGCUUUAUGCCACUGAAGGCUGUGUUUGGCCAUUCUUGUCUUCACCAACAGGGCAGGUCUAUGAUCCGAAAACUGACAGUUGGGGGGAUAUGGCUGUUGGAAUGCGGGAAGGCUGGACAGGUUCAAGUGUCGUUGUUGAUGGGCAUCUGUUUGUAAUCUCCGAGUAUGAGCGGAUGAAGGUGAAGGUCUAUGAUGGUGAGUCUGAUUCAUGGGACGUCGUUGAAAGCUCUCCUAUACCCGAGCAAAUUCGCAAGCCUUUCUCUGUGAACUCCGUUGGUAGUAGGAUCUUUAUUGUCGGCAGAGGCCUUCAUGUUGCAGUUGGACAUGUAGAGAAGAAGAGUUGCGCUGGUUCCGACGGGAAGGGGAGGAGGCAGAGCUUUUCCGUUCAAUGGCAAGACAUCGAUGUGCCACAAGUGUUUGUUGACUUGACACCCUCCAGUACUCAGGUUUUGUAUGCUUGAUCAUCUGUUUUGCAUACCAGUUUGGCACUGCUUAUGUUGUAUAGGAAAACUGAGAAGGCUUAACCAAAUAAUUGUACGGUUUUAGCAUAUAUAGCUGGAUGCUGUAGUCAUCCAUAAGAGCAGCUGUAGUAUUUUGUUUCCUAUUUACACUUUGAUUGCCUUCGUUGGACAUGUCGUUCAUCUUAUUGAGGUGUGCUGUGCUUCUAAAUCUCAUCAUUUGCUAAGCCAUGGCUGUUAAUAUGUCUUGUUAACGAGCUAGGAACAAGAACAGCCAAUUGCAUUGAUGGUACGACAUUCAUAGCUAUUAUGAAAUUAUUCUUCUGUUGGGUUGACUCC
Messenger RNA from Phoenix dactylifera (date palm), 1957 nucleotides. Its product is annotated as F-box/kelch-repeat protein At1g30090-like. NCBI's taxonomy places the organism in Eukaryota, Viridiplantae, Streptophyta, Magnoliopsida, Arecales, Arecaceae. Gene Ontology annotation, molecular function: protein binding. The record is from RefSeq and is a predicted model, not a curated record.